Messenger RNA from Hylaeus volcanicus, 2044 nucleotides. Its product is annotated as zinc finger protein 808-like. The transcript has 5 exons. Gene Ontology annotation, biological process: regulation of transcription by RNA polymerase II. The record is from RefSeq and is a predicted model, not a curated record. The coding region runs from base 140 to 1684 and encodes 514 amino acids. Gene Ontology annotation, molecular function: RNA polymerase II transcription regulatory region sequence-specific DNA binding; DNA-binding transcription factor activity, RNA polymerase II-specific; chromatin insulator sequence binding. Lineage: Eukaryota; Metazoa; Arthropoda; Insecta; Hymenoptera; Colletidae. Gene Ontology annotation, cellular component: nucleus; chromosome.
GGAUGCGUUUGGCGUGUCGUAUUCCCCUCAAACGAAACGAAUUAAUGAACCUCUGUGUACAUAAUACCAUUUUUAUAAGUCUAUUGUUGAUUUUUGUAAGAGAGCGCAUUUGUUUAAAGGAGAUUUUCCUGCUGAUAUAAUGUUAACCUGCGUAGCGCGUGACUGUCUUUCGAAUCAGGAUACGAAAGUCGACCGAAGAAACAUUUUAUUUUUCCCUUUUCCCGACGAUAUUGCUCAAAGGAAUCAGUGGAUAAGGAAUUGUCAGUUAGAUGACACCUCUACAAAUGAUAAGCCACUCUACCUUUGCGAACUGCAUUUCGAGCAGAUGGAUUUUACAAGUUUAAAGGAACUGAAACCUAAUUCUGUCCCAACUGUUUUCGAUAAAUUAGAAGAAGGACAGAGAAAACGGAAAGCUGAUAGUGUACCCGAAACUGAAUUGUCUAAAAGUCCACCUUUAAAACAGAAAAAAUUAAACGAGGAUUCUUCUAGUUUAAUAACUCCAGUUAAAAGUCCUUGCACCCAGCUAAUAGCUAAUGUUGAAGAAACAAAUGAUGUAGAUAAGAUGGAUAUAUCUAUUGAUCAUGAUAUAUCCAUAAAUGGAUCUGCCCUUUUAAGAUCUGAAUUAUAUCACGAUGUGGAAAUAGGUAAAAAACAAUAUCGUUUAACAAUACAAAUAGACAAAAUAUAUGGUAGACCAUGUCCAAGGUCAAGGAAGCUCAUGAUAUUGGCACAGUUGAAGAAGGAAAAGUUACAACUUACUAAAAGUAUAAUAGAUAUGGGUCAGAGAGAUCAGUCUUUACAGAAAGGUAAUAGAAAGGCCGUUUGCGUGAAAGGCGGUUGUAAAUUAAAAAAAUCUGUGUACGAAUCGAAGCCAGCUUUUCAGUGUGAACACUGCGAUAAGUAUUACAUAAUGAAGAAGUGUGACAAUCCAGCAGAGAAGAAUAAUAUCUGUGCUAUAUGUUACAAGACUUUUCCAUCUUCACAGUCCCUGUACCUUCACACUAAAACUCAUUUUACAUGCGACAUGUGCCAAACAGAGUGUAGCUCGCAAGUGACUUACGAUAAACAUGUAAGAUUACACGUUAGUACGGACCCGUUGUAUCCGUAUAAGUGUCAUCAAUGUACAGAAAUAUUUGAACUCAAAGAGGACGCGAGGCAACAUUAUUUAAUCGUACAUCCAACCAUAAAAUUACAAAAUACAAUUUUGCAAGUAACAGCGUCGCCUUUAACUCAACAAAUACCUCAACAACAAGAUUAUCGUUGCAUCAGUUGUAACAUAACAUUUAGGAACGAACACGCUUAUAGAAACCAUAUAAGUUGUCAUAAAAAGAAAGAAGGUUUAAGGUGUAGCAUCAGCGAGACCAAUAAUAUAUUUCCAGUACCCAACCCCCUAACUGGUAGUCAAAUAGGUAUUCUUCGAGCCGUAAAGUUUACCUGCAGAGUAUGCUCCAUGGAAUUCGACAACGUUGGCGAGGUCGACAGACACACGAGAACACACCUAGAAGAAGAAAACGAAGAGGAACGCAAGUGUAAUAUUUGUAAAAAACUGUUUAAAACGAGUGCACAGUUUAACGAACAUUUAAAGUUUCAUUUGUCACGUACGCAUUCUUGUCCUGUAUGUUCCAAAGCUUUUAUCAACAGAACUACACUGAAAAUACAUUUAAAGACGCAUGGUGAAGCAUAGGAUCCUAGUAAUAAAUUUAUCGAACAAUUUUAGCGCGGUUGUGUCAAAUUUCGAUUCGUGAAUGUUUCAGAAAUCGAGUGUUUAGUCGGUGCGUCCGCCUAAGGUAUCUAUGAGUGGAAAUCUUCUGUAUAACGAGUUUACAUUGUACGAUGGGUCAAUAACACAUUUAAUGUUCGGUUUGCUCGUAUUGUUAUAUAUAAAUGUAUAUAUUUGCGAAUUUUCGUGUUGUGCGAGAUUUGCUUUCGUUGUUAUUUAAUAUUUCCGUUACAUAUUUUUGAAUGUUUGUACCAAACGAUGAGAAAUGGAAGAGAUAAACAAAAGACUUAGGAACCAAAUUAAAAUGAAUAAAUCAGAAGCAUA